ACACCACUUACUCCCUUUUCGCAACAUCCACACACACACUCUCUCUCCCUCUCCAUACACAUUCAAUACACAAUGAGCGCUCGCAAACCCCGACGUGCCCAUUCGAAUCAGGGCCAUAACAACAAUAACCCACGAAACCAUCAGCAUCCUCCCCACCUCAGCCAGGGCGGUUUCGCCCAACCCUCCGACUACGACUCCGACUACCAGACCUAUCUCUCGGACACUCAACAACAACCACAACCUCAAGCUACAAUGGCAACGAACACCACCCCUCUACCACCGCUGCGCACCAACGAGGACCUCAACCUAGCCGUCCUCCGACGCCACAACCCCGCCAUCACCUCUAUCCUCUCGCUAGCCCAAUACGCAGUGGUCUAUAUCUUCAGCCCGGCGACGCGGCAAUGGGAGAAAAGCAGCGUGGAAGGCACGCUGUUCGUCUGUCAACUAGCGCAGGGCCCGCUGGGCGAGGAGCGGUACAGCGUGUUCGUGCUCAACCGGCGGGGGCUCAACAAUUUCGACCUACUGCUCACGGACGGCGACAACGUCGAGAUCACCGAGGAAUACAUCAUCCUGAAAUCGGAUCACGCGCCGGAGGGCUUGGGCCAUGUCGCUGGGGCACCGCCACCGCAACAGCAGCAGGUGAAUCCUACAGGCACGGGUGCGAGUGCGGCCGGCAAAUCCCCUGGCAGUGACAUCCGCAUCUACGGGUUGUGGAUCUACAGCGAGCCGCCGCCGAACUCGACGGCCGAGACGCGCAACAUCAACGCGCAGAUGAUCCGCGAGUGUGCCGUGCAUGCCGGCGAGAGCUUGAAGCUGGCGCGCGAGCGACUGGAGGCCACGCGGCAGAAUGGGCUGCAUAUGGCGGCGGCGACCGCGGCGGCAGCGACCACGACCGCCGCGCCGCUCGACGAGGUCCAGUCGGACGUCGUGCCGAUGGCGCGCCAGAUCUCGCUCAAGGAUAUCUUUGGGCAGCAGCGCGCGCAGGAUGAUGCCUGGAGCGUGCGCGCGCAUCAGCUCGCGCCGGCUGACUGGCAGCAUGCACCGCCCCCGCCCCCGCCGGGGGCUGGGCCUGGUCCUGGACCAGCUCAAGGCUCGGUUGCAGCCGCCCCGGCACCGCAGCCGGACGUCCUGGGGGAUUUGUUUCGGCGGGCCGGGCUGGCGUAUCAAGGGACUCAGUGAGGGGGUGGUUGUGUAUCUUUGGCCGGAGGCAGGAAAGAUGAGAUACCCAUGAACGACAUGCAAGAUGAUUCAGCACAGAUAGAAGCCGUUGCUUGAAGUGGAUGUAUAGAUUCCGUAGCCCAUCCCAACGCUC
Aspergillus homomorphus CBS 101889 is the source of this 1312-nucleotide messenger RNA. Its product is annotated as Dcp1 family protein. Bases 73 to 1179 code for a protein of 368 amino acids. Gene Ontology annotation, biological process: deadenylation-independent decapping of nuclear-transcribed mRNA; positive regulation of catalytic activity; deadenylation-dependent decapping of nuclear-transcribed mRNA. Gene Ontology annotation, cellular component: P-body. The record is from RefSeq and is a predicted model, not a curated record. Gene Ontology annotation, molecular function: mRNA binding; enzyme activator activity. Lineage: Eukaryota; Fungi; Ascomycota; Eurotiomycetes; Eurotiales; Aspergillaceae. The transcript has a single exon.